This is a messenger RNA of Radiomyces spectabilis, 810 nucleotides long. RefSeq names its product Alpha/Beta hydrolase protein. The record is from RefSeq and is a predicted model, not a curated record. The transcript is spliced from 2 exons. The coding region runs from base 1 to 810 and encodes 269 amino acids. Gene Ontology annotation, molecular function: palmitoyl-(protein) hydrolase activity. Gene Ontology annotation, cellular component: membrane. NCBI's taxonomy places the organism in Eukaryota, Fungi, Mucoromycota, Mucoromycetes, Mucorales, Radiomycetaceae.
AUGCUGAUUGCCUUUCAAAAUAAACUGAUCUACAUGGGAUACAUUCCCAUGGGCUCCCGUCACGAGCGAUUCGUCAAAGACGAAACUCUCCAUUUACAAGUGGAAGAACACGCUGUGUCCACACCCGACGGACAUCGUUUACGCGGGUUUAUCGCUCACGGCCCUGUGCAGAAUAAUGGGCCCAUCAUUAUCUAUUUUCAAGGCAAUGCUGGCAAUAUGAUCCACCGACUCCCCUUGUUCAAGACAAUGAUGAGAGCUGUACCCAAUGCUACGGUCGUUGGCAUUUGUUACCGCGGAUACGGAAGCAGUACAGGGCGCGCCAACGAAAAAGGGCUUUUGAUAGACGCAGAGGCCAUUUAUAACGAUGUCAAACAACGCUAUCCUGAACGAUCGAUCUAUUUGUACGGCCACAGUCUCGGCGGAGCGGUGGCUGUCCAUUUGGCUGCUCAAUCUCACAUCUCUGUGCGUGGCGUUAUCCUGGAAAACACGUUCACAAGCAUUCUGGACAUGGUGAAAGCUAUGUACCCGCGUUACACGCCUUAUCCGUUAAUUGCAAAGUACUUCCUGUGGAACCACUGGCGUAGCGAGUCCGUCAUAACCCAAGUCAAAGCGCCCAUUCUAUUUUUGUCAUCCGAAAAAGAUGAGAUUGUGCCCUAUGCGCAUAUGCAAAAGCUUUGUGAACGCGUAAAAGAUCGGGCAGUAUUUCAAACAUUCAGAAAAUCAACCCAUAUGGAUAUCUUUGUCGUAGAGUCGACUCGUUUUAUUACCUCCAUACGGGACUUUAUUCAAGCUCGCGAAGGUACACUGUGA